UCUCUCUCUCCAGUGCCAUACCAGGUGAGGUGCUCGCUUUUUAUUUCGUUUUUACUCUUGAUCUCUCUUCAGUAUCUAAAUCUUCGUCUACAAUUAAGAGGGCCUUUUGCUAGGCCCCCCCAAUUCCUGUUUUAGGAAGAGGAAUGAAAUACAUGCUUCUAUCAGUUUCGUCUUAUGCUAGCAGGCACGCAUAUUUAGCGGCAAAAGAUGACACGCAUGACAACACCUUUCGAAUUUAACGUUGGAGAUAGAUUUAAUCCGAAUGAUGAAGAACUAACGUAUCAUUAUCUAAUGCAAAAAUUACUUGGGAAUGAUCACCUAGUCAGCAGAAUCCCCCUACUUGAUCUCUACCAGUUUGAUCCGUCCGAUUUACCUUAUUUUGCUGGGACAGAUUCAAAUGAUGGAGAAGGACAUUUCUUUUCUCCUCUCCAUACCAAGUUGGGCACAAAUAACGGGAGAAUCAAUAGGUCAACAGGCGCUGGUUCAUGGCUAGCUACAGGAAAGCAUUGUGAGAUAACAUCUCAACAUAAUGGGGAAGUGAAUAGUGGUAUCAGAAAGAUUUAUGUUUAUUUUAAAGAUGGGAUCAAGUAUGUGAUGCAUGAGUACAGUAUACCCAACCUGAGUACUUCUCUAGUUCUGUGUAAAGUAAUGAAGAAGAUGCCAAGUAAGAAGAGUGGAGGAACAUGUAAGAAGGUUAAAAAGAGAAAGGAGGCGGCUGAGCUGCCACUGCCAAUAUGUAACGAGGAUAAUAGCACUCUAGCAUCUGGUGUAAUGAAGAAGAAGAUGUCAGUUAAGAAGAGUGAAGGACCAAGUAAGAAGGUUAAAAGGACAGAUGAGAAGGCUGAUAUGCCAUAUAACAAGGAAAAUAUUACUCCAGUACCAGAUGAAGGUUCUGAUUUAGAAAACUGGAUUACCAGUGAUAAGAGUGAUUUUUCAACCUAUAAUAAUAUUAUCGAUAAUAAAGAUCAGCAGACUGAGAAAUCUACCUGUGAUAAUGGCGGAACUCCUGCUUCUGCAUACCCUGUUGCAGAUUUUACAACUCUAGAAGAUCAGGUAGACCCUGAAAUACUACCACAUCUACAAUCGUUCCCUGGUUAUGAUCAGCUGGAUUAUAGCCGUUAUGAUCACUUCACCCAAGUUGAUCCAUCACUGACAGAGAAAGUCAGCACUAACAAUGGCCCUGCAGGAACUUCCAUGUUCGUCCCAGAGGAUGAUCAGUUCAACGAGCCUGAAACUUUUUGGAAAUAUUUGCUUUCCAAUACCCUGUAAUGUACCGAUAAGAACAAUAAACCAGAAGGUAGAAAGUAAGAAACAAACUGCCUUUCCCCCUAAGUUGGAUGAUCACUGGGGUUAAUAUUAACACUAGUAAUCAGUAGCUGUUUAUGUACCUUGCAGCAGAAGUGUGUGCUUUCUGUAAGUGGUUGUCUAUGUUAGUUUUAUUCUGUAGAUGAGCAGCUUGGUUCUGCAAAGGUAGUUGAACCUCUGUAUUCCAUCAACUCUGUUGUCUAGUUUGAUGAAAUAAUUAUCUAGAACCAACUAA
Messenger RNA from Populus trichocarpa (black cottonwood), 1540 nucleotides. RefSeq names its product NAC domain-containing protein 71. Bases 208 to 1269 code for a protein of 353 amino acids. Lineage: Eukaryota; Viridiplantae; Streptophyta; Magnoliopsida; Malpighiales; Salicaceae. The transcript is spliced from 6 exons. Gene Ontology annotation, molecular function: DNA binding. Gene Ontology annotation, biological process: regulation of DNA-templated transcription. The record is from RefSeq and is a predicted model, not a curated record.